CAGAAAUGGAAAGAAAUACUCACCGAUAGAAGAUUUGUACCUUAAAAUACUCAUCGACAGCAACGGUACGUUUACAGAAACUGUUUGAAGGAGCAUCAUUCAGAAGCCUGGUAACAAAACAAAGGCAGAGCCCGUGGUGUGAUGUCAUAUUUCGCCCCUCUGUAGCUGAGCUGCUGACUGUCACCCCUAACACCUCCAUCGUCAUCAUGUCUCUGGGCGACAACCCUCACCUGCUGCUCGGGAGGAUCCGCUUCCUGAACAGGUGUAUCGAGUGUUUCCGAAGGAGUGAGCCCUUGCCGGACUGUCUCUGUUAUGUCCCAAAAGAGGUAUGCUUCAAAAUCUGCAAGGAUUCAUCGUCCUCGUCGUCUACGUCCACUGGGGCAUCCGCAGGAGGCUCCACUGUCGGAAAAACGCUCGUCUCUGUGUUUGAAAGCCCACACCAGACUCCACAUAUCAAGAAAUUAUGCAAGUACAACAUUGAACCAAAGAAAGGGACUUGUAUCCGGACAACAGGGGAAGAGUACUGUAACAGUCAGGGCCUGUGGGUCAAAAUCAAUAAGGAUCAGCUGGAGGAGCACCGUCCAGGUCUAGAUUUGGAGGAGGGCUGGAUCCUGGUGUGCAAACACACAGAAGGAGGUGACAGGUUGGUGCCAGUGGAGUCUCCAGAGACGGUCAGCAGACAACAGCAGCUCUUCGGCUACGACCACAAACCCUGCAACAGGUGGGAGCAGGUGGUGAACGUGGAGAACGCGCUCUACAUCGGCUCUAAACCCAAAGUGGCCGAGUGCGAUGAUGCCGCCGUCCAGAAGCUGAGGUAUGUUCCUCCCACCUGGACAUAUGAAUGUGAUGAGGACCUGGUACACUACUUCUACGAUCACAUAGGGAAAGAGGAUGAAAACCUGGGGAGUGUGAAGCAAUGUGUGACCAGCAUCGAUGUUUCCUCAUGUUCGGAGGAUCCAAAUGGAGGGGUGAGCUGCCUGACUGAUGGUGACACUGAAACCUACUGGGAGAGUGACGGCAUGCAGGGGCAGCACUGGAUCCGUCUGCAUAUGAAGAGAGGCACUGUGGUCAAUAAACUGAUAUUGACAGUGGACUCUACAGACGACAACUACAUGCCAAAGCGGGUCACUGUGUUUGGAGGAGAGGGAGACAACCUGAAGAAGCUCAGCGAUGUCACCAUUGAUGACAACCUGAUUGGAGAGGUUUGUGUGCUGGAGGAUAUGACAUCUCAUCUGCCUGUGAUCGAAGUUCGGAUUGAAGAAUGUAGAGAUGAAGGAAUAGAUGUCCGGAUCAGGGGAUUGAAGAUUAAGUCAUCCUGUGAAAGAGACCUGGGUCUGAAUGCUGAUGUUUUCCAGUCCACAAACCUGGUGCGGUAUCCUCGCCUGCAGGGCAACACGCCAGACGUCCUGUAUCGCAGAGCACUGGUCAUUCAGAGGUUCAUCAGUCUCCUGGACUGUGUGCUUCCACACCUGGUUCCUGCCUGGGAUUACAGUCUGGGUACCUUCAACCAGAUCAAAACCAUUAAGCAGUUCCUGCUGCUGUCCAAACGCCGCUCAGCCCUCAUCACACAGUGCCUGAAGGACUCUGAGACCAGUAAGCCAAACUUCAUGCCCCGACUCUACAUCAACCGACGUCUGGCCAUGGAGCACAGAGACAACCCGUCUCUGGACCCCAGCUGCAAGAAUGCCGUCUUCAAUCAGGUGUAUGAAGGUCUGAAGCCAUCUGAUAAAUUUGAGAAGACUUUGGAUUACAGGUGGCCGGCUCGCUAUGACCAGUGGUGGGAAUGUAAGUUCAUUGCAGAGGGAAUCAUCGACCAGGGCGGUGGAUUUCGGGACAGCCUGGCAGAUAUGUCUGAAGAGCUCUGCCCCAGCUCAGCCGAGUGUCCCAUGCCUCUGCCGUUCUUCUGCCGCACGUCCAACCAGGGCUCCUUAGAGGCCAGAGAUUACUACGUCCCCAACCCGUCCUGCAAAGAGUUUCACAAGUACGAGUGGAUCGGUCAGCUCAUGGGAGCUGCUCUCAGAGGAAAAGACUUCUUGGUUUUGGCUCUGCCUGGGCUGGUGUGGAAGCAGCUGACAGGAGAGGCUGUCAGCUGGAGUAAAGAUUUCCCAGCUGUAGAUUCUGUGCUGGUAAACUUGCUGGAGGCCAUGGAGAACAUGGACCAGGAGACUUUUGAGUUCAGAUUUGGCGAAGAGCUCGUCUACACCACCCUGCUGAGCGAUGGCCAGAUGGUGGAGCUCAUCCCCGGUGGCAGUAACGUGGCUGUCCGCUACGAGGACCGCAGCGAGUUUGUCCGCCUGGUGCAGAAGGCUCGGAUGGAGGAGAGCAAGCAGCAGAUUGCAGCCAUGCAGGCGGGGCUGCUGAAGGUGGUUCCUCAGGCUGUGCUGGAUCUGCUGACCUGGCAGGAGGUGGAGAAGAAAGUGUGUGGAGAUCCAGAGAUCACAGUGGAAGCCUUGAAACGACUCACUCGCUAUGAAGACCUGGAACAAAGUGAUGUAAGAGUGCAAUACCUAUGGGAGGCACUGACAAACUUCACCAAUGAGGAUCGCAGCAGGUUUCUGAGGUUUGUAACUGGUAGAAGUCGUCUUCCUGCACCAAUCUAUGUCUUCCCUGACAAACAGGGCUCUGAAACGACAGAUGCACUUCCACAGUCCUCCACAUGCUCCAGCACUCUUUAUUUACCCAACUACCCAAGUGCAAAGGUUUGUGAAGAGAAGCUGCGUUAUGCUGCUUACAACUGCGUGGCCAUCGACACAGACAUGAGCCCGUGGGAGGAGUGAUCCCUCUGAUGCUUCACCGAAAAAAACAAAACACUUUACAAAUCACUGUUGAAUGGAGAAAGCUUGCCAAGUCUAUCAUUAUAUCCACACAACUGCCAAUUAAUCCUAGCUGUAUAUAAUAAAGAACUAUAUGGA
Messenger RNA from Cheilinus undulatus (humphead wrasse), 2912 nucleotides. RefSeq names its product HECT domain containing 3 (gene hectd3). NCBI's taxonomy places the organism in Eukaryota, Metazoa, Chordata, Actinopteri, Labriformes, Labridae. Gene Ontology annotation, molecular function: ubiquitin-protein transferase activity. The coding region runs from base 207 to 2777 and encodes 856 amino acids. The transcript is spliced from 20 exons. The record is from RefSeq and is a predicted model, not a curated record.